Molecule: messenger RNA, 1538 nt
Organism: Pezoporus occidentalis (night parrot)
Lineage: Eukaryota; Metazoa; Chordata; Aves; Psittaciformes; Psittacidae
Product: homeobox protein CDX-4-like
Exons: 3
Coding region: 1-831 (276 amino acids)
Biological process (GO): embryo development; regulation of transcription by RNA polymerase II; cell differentiation
Cellular component (GO): nucleus
Molecular function (GO): DNA-binding transcription factor activity, RNA polymerase II-specific; RNA polymerase II transcription regulatory region sequence-specific DNA binding
Source: RefSeq, a predicted model, not a curated record
AUGUAUGUGAGUUACCUUUUGGAUAAAGAAACCAGCAUGUAUCCAGGAUCUGCAAGGUGCAGCAGCAACAACCUGCCAGUGCAAAACUUUGUGUCUACUCCGUCUUAUCCGGAUUACAUGGGAUACCAUCAUGUGCCAGCUCUGGACACCCACAGCCAGCCUGCGGGAACCUGGGGAUCCCACUAUGGCCCGCAGAGGGAGGACUGGAACGCUUACGGCCCAGGACCUUCUAGCACGGUUGCUGCUGCUCAGAUCAACAGCUCGUCUCCUGGACAGGUCUCCUACACUUCUGCUGAUUACAGCUCCCUCCAUCCCGCUGGAUCUGGGGGGUUACCUCCUGUAGAUACAGUUAAUACACAGCAAAUCUCUCCCAACAGCCAAAGGCACAGCUCUUAUGAAUGGAUGAGGAAAACGGUGCAAUCCACUUCCACAGGUAAAACAAGAACAAGAGAGAAGUACCGAGUGGUUUACACAGAUCAUCAGAGAUUAGAAUUAGAGAAGGAAUUUCAUUACAACAGAUACAUUACAAUCAGGAGGAAGUCUGAACUUGCUGCAAACCUAAGACUUUCCGAGAGACAGGUGAAAAUCUGGUUCCAGAAUCGCAGAGCCAAAGAAAGAAAAUUAAUGAAGAAGAAAAUGACUCAUUUUGAUGGCAGCAGCCUUGGCUCUAUGCAGAGUGACUCUGGCUCAGUGAGCCCAAUGCCAGUUCCUGACCAACAGACUCAUUCAGAAAUGCCCAGUUCUUUAUUCCCACCUCCUCCUCCUCCUCCACUUCCCAUGAAUGGUUUGCAGCACAACGGGAAUCUGCAGCAGGUAGUGGCCUCUCAGUAAGGCUGCUGGAAGAGCUGCUAUAGAAUGAACACUAUAAACUACCAGUACAUGGAGCACUACAGUAUGAGAGAGGACAGCUGUAGCUGUUUUGCAGGAGUCCCCAGCAUGACAUGGAUUUGUGCACAUAAGCUUCCAGGACAGUAAGCCAAGAGCUCCUUGCCACGUCUGCAGGCUAGCUUGAGUUCCCAAGGACAAUGGAACUGCUGUGUGCCAGGAGCCCUUGCUGCAGGGUACCUCUGCAAGGGAAUGCCAUGCCCAGCCUGUGCCCCAGGGCACAGGGAGGGAGGAGAGCCAGGACCAGCUACAGCCACUUGUUACAGGCCACUGCAGACAAAAAAAAGCACAGAACGUGCCCCAGGCAAUUCAGCCUUGCUGAGGGCAGCUGUAAGGGGUGUGUAAGGGGGUGCUCUGUCUGUCCCUCGCCCCAGGCAGAGAGUGUAUUCCUUCUCCUUUGAUCUUCACACAGGUUCCAUGUACUCGCUUCCAUGGACUUUACACAUGGAUCUUGAUAAAUGAAAACCUGGCAUAUACGUUCUGACCCACUUGAUGGAAAGCCGGGGUUGUGCUGGUUGCACUCACUACAUGUUAAGGGCAAAGGUCAGGGACGAGCUUUUUGGAAUUUUCUGGGUUUGACAGGUAUGAUUUCCAAUGCUCCGUGCACUGGUAAUACACAUGCACUCCUCAAUCUUACCACAAAUGUUUCAAAA